This is a messenger RNA of Thermothielavioides terrestris NRRL 8126, 1554 nucleotides long. RefSeq lists its product as uncharacterized. NCBI's taxonomy places the organism in Eukaryota, Fungi, Ascomycota, Sordariomycetes, Sordariales, Chaetomiaceae. Bases 1 to 1554 code for a protein of 517 amino acids. The record is from RefSeq and is a predicted model, not a curated record. The transcript has a single exon.
AUGUGCCAAACGCCCACUGUUGAGACCGUCAAAGGGAUGCUCGGCCCAGCCGUUCCCGCAGACGUUACUAUCAAGAAGAUCCAGAGUGUUCCGUCGCUGCAACCCAAGAGCAUCUACCAAGCCGCCCUAUCCGAUGGCAGGAGUAUACAGCUCGUUCUUCCUCCUCCCCCACAAUGGCGACCCCUGAGAUCCGAGCAAGGACUGAUAGAGUCCGAAGCGGCUGCGGUGGCGUGGAUCAAGGAGACUAUCACCCGGCAGAGCACCACCGAACGCCAGGACGAACGGCCUCCGUCCUCAAACUCCGAUCGCAUCACCAGACCGCCGGAGGUGCUCGCCCUCCUACCAACACUCCUCCACCACGGCCAGCCAACCGACGGGUCCAAAACACCGUUUGCCGCCUACCUCGCCGUCCAGGGCACCCCCUUAUCCCUCCUGGGCCGCCCACCAACACCCUCCUCGCAGCGCGCCAUCGACCGCCAACUCGGCGCCCUGUUCCGCAGCCUGGCCCACCUGACCUCUCCCACGGGCCGCUUCGGCCCGCUGGCCGCCGUGCUCGGCACUGCCACCACAACCGGCCGGCCGCCCGAAGAAACAACAGCCGGAGCCGCGCCGGCGAAAACAUCCCCGAAGCUGAUGCUGCAGGGCGGACUGUCGGCGACCGGCGGCGCGGGCACCUGGUCGGUCGCGUUCCACUCCAUGCUGGAAAGCGCCCUGCGCGACGGCGAGGACAUGGCCGUCGUGAUGGCCUACUCGACCAUCCGCCGGCAGUUCCGGCGGGUGGGGUAUCUGCUGGAGGAGGUGACGGUCGGCCGGUUGGUUGUUGUGGAGGGGGGCGAGAGGGCGAACAUACUCGUGUCGGAAGAGCGCGCGGGCGGGGACGCUGCUGAGGAGCAGGAGCCUCAGGGGGACUCGGAAAGACAGGAGGGCAGGGCUGGGAAAGGAGGCGCAAAGGAUGAAAGAGAGGACGGAAAGUCGGGGAAGGAUCCUCACAUUAAAGACGGCAGGGAGAGCGAAGAACCCCAGAAGGAGGCGGACACACAACCACGACUAAGGCUAUGCGGCCUCCGCGACUGGAGCAGCUGUGUCUUCGGCGACCCGCUGCUGGCGACCGUCUUCAGCGGCGCGCAACAACAACACGAGCCGGGCCGACCGUCGGCCGCCUUUCUCGAGGGCUUCAACAACGGCGGAAAAACAACAACAACAGCAGCAGCAGCAGCAGCCGACGACAACGACCACGCGCCGCCGCCGCUGCCCACGCGCGACCGCCCCCCCUUCUUCUUCCCCCUGGACAAGUCGGUCGUCGAAGACAACAACGGCACGGCCUGGGUGCGGCUGCUCCUGUACCAGGCGUACCACGCGGUCGUGCGCAUCGUCAGCGAGUUCUACCGGCCGCGCCAGGACAGCAGCGCGCGGGAGCUCGAGGCGCGGCGCACGCUGAACGAGGUGCUGGCGCGCCUGGCCGAGGUGCCCGACGACGCGGCGAGGCGGAAGCAUCCGAGGCCGAGCGGCGGCGAGAUGUCGCCCGCUAAGAGGGUGAAGGCGGCUGAUGGUUGA